AUGAACAUAAAACAGCACCAAGCAAGGAAUCCAGAGAAUAUUGAUGUACGGUAUAUCCUUUACAGCAUCCUGGUGUUGCUGCUUUUGAUUCUGCUGAUGGUCAUUGGAGUAAAAUUCUCUCAGCUGAACAAGGAAAUUACUGAUGUCAAACUACAGCUCAAGACUAUCAAUAACAGACGACCGUCUCUUUGUACUUCAGAUUACUUCCUGCUCCUCUUGGUGUUCAGAUUCUGGGACAUAGGUCAACCUGAUAACUGGGACUUCAGAAAGAACGGGGAUUAUGGGCAGCUGCAUUCCACCAUGAAUCACAAAUGCAAGAUGUGGAAUGAUGCAGAUUGUAGCCUUUUGUACAGGUACAUCUGUGAAGCCAAUGCAUGAGAGACAGCUGGAAUUUAUGUAUAGGUAAUGCUUUUUUUUUAAAUGCCCACACCGAUGAGGGGAAAAGGAUCGAUUAAAGCAAACCAUUCGACUUACUAAAACAUUUCUUAACCAGUGGUUAUCAUAGUUUUCUGUUCCUUAUAAUAGGAGUGUGUUGGGACCCACAAUCGUGGUUACAACGUGACUUUCAAAAUAAAUUGCAUCAACCUACUUCCGGCACACCCAGGAAACG
Molecule: messenger RNA, 610 nt
Organism: Girardinichthys multiradiatus
Lineage: Eukaryota; Metazoa; Chordata; Actinopteri; Cyprinodontiformes; Goodeidae
Gene: asgrl1
Product: asialoglycoprotein receptor-like 1
Source: RefSeq, a predicted model, not a curated record